GGCAGCAGCUGGGCUGACACGUAACUAAAGUUAAAGGUGCUAUGGAGGCCUCGUCGGGGACCUAAAGGUUUUAAUUUCCACAUACGCUUUUUUUUUUAACCGCGUCGGAAAAGUUACCGUCUGCAAAGAGGAAACGGAGACGCAAGCGGGAGUCGCCAGCCUCGGUUUGCUCUGCAUUUCAGCAGCGCAGAGUUUAAGUUUGACGUGAAGUUAAGCGAAAAUCUGAGCGGCUACUUUGAAGUUACAGGGGAGAGUCUCGAGUGGAUGUGGCUAUGUUAAAAUAAUGUAUACAUCGGUAACUGUUAGUGCUUAACUCGUGUUUUUCGGCUCGGAAAUGCUCGGGGAGUGAGGGGGAGGAGGGCUUCACAAGGAGGUAAAAAAGUUGAGUGGGGAAGUUUCCAAGCAGCAGAGACGGGGUUUUCUGGCGCAGACAGCGGGGAGGGGUGCGGGUCCAACAUGGGAAGCGGGGUGUGCUCCCGGAGGCAGCGGAGGAUCUUCCAGUGUCUCCUGCUGGUCACUGUGGUCUGCGGGGUGAUGUACGGGGGGAUGAUAUCGUAUGAGAUGCACAAACAGCUCCGGAGGACGGAGGCAAUGGCACUGAAGUACCAGCAACAUCAAGAGUCGCUCUCGGCUCAGCUCCAAGUGGUGUACGAGCAUCGCUCCAGGUUAGAGAAGUCUCUUCAGAAGGAGAGGUUAGAGCACAAAAAGGCCAAAGAAGAUUAUCUCGUUUAUAAACUUGAUGCACAACAGUCACUGAACAAGGAGAAGCAAGACUCCGGCAGCAGACUAAAUUCUCUACAAGUGCAACACCAGAUGCUAAAGAACCAGCACGAGGACCUGAAGAAGCAGUAUUAUGAUCUGAUGGAGCAGCAUCAAGUCCAGGGCGAGGACCACAACCGGGUGCUGGACGAGCACAAAGACCACUAUGAGAAACUGAACCAAGCCAAAGACCUGGAAGUGUCCCACCUCAAAGAUAAUGUAUAUAACCUGAGAGAGGAAAAUAAACAGCUGAGGAAGGCCCACCAUGAAAUCCACAUACAACUACAAGAUGCACAGGUUCAGCACCAGGACCUGAAGGUAGCCCACAGCAAGCUUGCACUGACACUGGAAGACCACAAGAGUGCGCUGGCUGCAGCUCAGUUGCAGGUGGAUGAAUACAAACAGCUGAGGGAGUCCAUGAACAGGCAGCCAAAUGUGGGACAGCCUGUACAAAACGCUGCUCCUCAUCAGCCCCAAGCAGCUGCCAUAGCACCCGAGGCCCAUGUUCCUGAAGCCCGACAGGCCGCAGUAGUGGAGGAGCCACACAAAGAUGAACCUGCCCAUCAGGACAAUCAGCAGGACCACCGGGACACUGAGUCCAGGUUAGACCAUCAAGAGCAAGAGCUGCAUGCCCAGUCUGAGAUCAAGUCCCACCCCACCGUGUCCCAGCACGCCUUGUCAGAAAAAGAGGAGGAUGGAGAGGGUGAGGCUGAGAGGAGGAGGGAGCUGGCAGAGGAGGAGAUGGCUCAAGCAGGACAGCCUCAGAAGCUGGAGGAGGACCCAGACCAAACGCAGGACGAGCAGCAGGAGGAAGAGGAGGAGCCAGAACAGGAACAGCCAGACGAGAACGCCCUGGACCAUCAGAGACUCCAGCUACAACCGGCUCCCCACCCGGAGCUGCCACAGAACGGCCAGCUGCAGCACGAGGCGCACGCCCAAGUGGAACGUGUGAAAUCAGCCUACGAGCAGCAGCAGGAGCAGCAGCGCCUGGAGGCUCAGAGGGCCGAAGAGCGCAGGCAGAUCCAGAUGCGACAGGAGGCCAUGCAGCUCCAGAGAGACAAGGUGCUGAGGGAGAGGGAGCAGAGGCUGAAACAGGAGCAGGAGAGAGAGCAUCAGCACAACAAGGAGGCCGACAGACGGGAGCAGCUGAUGAGAGAGGAGCACCAAAGGAAGAGGACUGAGUAUGAGAAUAUAGACAAUGAUAUCGUUCAUGGAGAAGAGGACCGACACAUCGAUGAUGAAGAUGCUCACAUGUUACACGAGGAGGAGGAAAAUCAAGAAGUGGAUAACAGAGUGCCAUCACAUCAGCAGGGUGCCGGAGUUAGCGAUCUGGACCCCGAGGACGACCCCAACAACCAAGGAGAGGACGAGUUCGAGGAGGCUGAGGACGACCGACCGCAGCACAGGGUCGCAGAAGAGGAGGAGGACGUGGUGGAGGAGGAAGAGGAGCCGCCAGCACAGGCUCAGCACAAAGACACACAUCAAAACCCCGAACAGCCUGCUGUGGAGGAGGAACUGGUGAUGGCUGGAAACCCAGAUCAACAGGAAGACACGCUGGAUGACCAGUACCAGGAGGAGGUAGAGGAUGAGGCCCAGGAGGACAUAGCCGGCGGGCAGAAGAGAGAGGAGGAGGUAGAGGAGGAAGGAGAGGAUCCAUAUAACGAGGAGAACAUAGAACAGGAUGGAGUAAAAAACCAUGAGGGACCACACCAGGACGGGGAUCACAGGAAAGAGGCUGAGAAUAAUGAAGAAGAGAAUUACGAGGAGGAAGAAGAGGAGGUAGAGGACGAUAUGGCUGGUCGGGACAAGGGAACCAAUCGGAGGGCAGAGAUGUAAGACGGACACAGACUUUGACUUGCAGUGCCUUUUCGGCUGCCUAUAGAGCCUAUCAGGUAUUUCUUUCCCUUGUUUCCCAAAGGAAUAAAACCAGCCAUCCAUUCGGAAUUCCAAUUAGAAAAAUUGGGAUAUUAGCCUAGAAGAUGGGAUGGUUUUCCCAACUUUGUGGGGAUGGAACUGAGCAGCUUACACUGAGGAAAUGGACAGAAUUUGUCAGGUGGAAGUGGGAUGUAUACUGUAUUUUUUUUUUAUUCAUUGCUCUUCUGUCUACUCCGACGUCUGCCUGAUUGCCUGCCUGCUUCUGUUUCUUAACAGCAGACAGGCAGAGAAUGUAUUUCUAUCAUGUGCUUUCUUUGAGUUUGUGUAAAGAAAGCAAAGAUAAAUUAUGUUAUUCUGAUGUCCUCAUGUUCAGGCCUUUAUAUGUAUGUUUUAUGCAAACCGUUUUUUUCUUUGUAGAGCUCAAAUUUUAAUUUACAUCUUGCAUUCCAAUCAAUCAAGUCGUUUUCUGUUAUUUAUUGUUGAUUGUAACAACUUUGACAAUCGUAAAAAAUGGUGCAACAUUUAUUUUUCAUUUGUGUCAUGACGGCUUUUACCAACUAUUCAAAGUGGAUACACAGGAGGUUUUCCACUGGGUGUUUCUGCAAACGCCUGGCUAAAAGACAUUUCAGGUGAAGCCGCUCUGUGCAGCUGAAAGUGUCACACUGACAUGUGCCUUUCCAUUAUUGGGAACCUCUGAUAGGUUUUAGUCAUUUCACAUUUGGGAAAUCAUUUCAACAGGACAGGAGAGAUAGAAUAUUGCUCCAGCAUGACCUUAAAUGGUGGGCAAUUUCAUGUCGACUGCUGGUGUGAAUUAAAUUCACAAACGUAAUGCAAUUCACUGCAAAAUCUUUAGUCUACUGUACAAUGUAUAGUAAAGCAAAUGCUGAAAAUUUUCCACCAGUUAUAUUUGAUACAAAAAAGUGGGAUUUUGAUUGUAUUGAACCAAGUUUGCCACCUUGAGUGUGUGUGGAAUAAAGAGGUCAAAGGA
Centropristis striata (black sea bass) is the source of this 3622-nucleotide messenger RNA. It is a transcript of the gene golim4a, whose product is annotated as golgi integral membrane protein 4a. Gene Ontology annotation, cellular component: Golgi apparatus; Golgi membrane. The record is from RefSeq and is a predicted model, not a curated record. The transcript is spliced from 16 exons. Lineage: Eukaryota; Metazoa; Chordata; Actinopteri; Perciformes; Serranidae. The coding region runs from base 457 to 2595 and encodes 712 amino acids.